AUGGUGGGCAGAUGGUGGGGAAAAUGCAUUAUAGCAUUUCUCAUCACCUUCCCUUCAAUAGCUCGCUCUAAUACUGCUAUUGCGGCUAUUAUUCCCCCGGUGAAAGCCGGAUACUGGUAUUGCCACAGUGACUUCCCAAUCCCGGUGCCUAGCAUACCUUCCCAGCUUUUCACCCAUCUUUUUGCUGCCUUUGCGGAUGUCAAACCCAACACCUAUGAAGUCACCUUUCCUGACGAAUAUAGGGAGCGGUUCUCAACCUUCACCCAAUCCGUGCAAAAUACAAACAAGAAGGUCAAAACCCUUUUAUCCAUCGGUGGAUUCUCUGGUGCUACCUUUGCUUUAAUGGCUAGCCAACUUAGUACCCGCAAAUCAUUCAUAGAUUCCUCAAUAAAGCUAGCAAGGUCUAACGACUUCCAUGGCCUUAGCCUCCACUGGCUGUACCCCUCAACAGCGGCCGACAUGACCAACCUUGGCUCUCUCCUCGAUGAAUGGCGUGCAGCCGUUGACAAAGAGUCCGAGCUGACCGGAAAUGACCGGUUGCUUCUAGUCGCAGCGGUCAAUUACACGUCGUCGACGUCGCCCACAGUCACAUAUCCCGUUAAUCAGAUUGCAAGGAAGUUGGACUGGAUCAACGUAGUGGCGUAUGACUUCUAUAACCCCGCUCUGUCAGGGAAUAGAACUGGACCUUUUGCUGCAUUGCGCAGUCCACAAAUCAAUGCAGAAACCCCACCUUGUGGGCAUAACAUCGUCAGUGCUUGGCUUGCAACAACUAUGCCUGCCAAUAAAAUUGUCCUUGGCCUUCCAUUUUAUGGCGCCGUAUGGCGCCUAGUAAAUGAAAAUAACCGAGAAAUAUUUGUGGCGGCUGCUGGACGGGCUCAAAGUGAUAAAGUAUAUAUUAAUGACUUAGAUGGGACCUUACCUUAUAACCAAAUCAAGUAUUUCAUAGAGAAACACCCAGGUGGCAGACAUGAUCACAGUGACGAAUAUGUUGUAGACUAUUUCAGUGCUGGGAAUACUUGGAUUGGUUAUAAUGAUAUUCAAAGUAUCAGAGCUAAGGUUGAAUAUGCUAGGGGAAAGGGAUUGCUUGGUUACUAUGCAUGGCAUGUGGGCGGCGAUAGAGAUGGGACUCUUUCAGGAGCAGCUUUUGGCGCAUGGCCAAUUCUCGGACCUGAGCAGGCCGACAUCGGCAACGGCACUGACAUCAGCAUCGCUGACUCCACCGACACCGGCAAUGGCACCACCACCGGCACCGGCACCUCCACCUCCACCGCCACCGGCGUCGGCACCGUCACCGGCACUGUCACUAGUACCAUCACCAGCACCAACACCAACACCAACACUUUCAUCUGCAACAACACUUGUCUGGCACCCACAUCGGCACUGGCUAGCUCGGUGUGA
Corylus avellana is the source of this 1398-nucleotide messenger RNA. NCBI's taxonomy places the organism in Eukaryota, Viridiplantae, Streptophyta, Magnoliopsida, Fagales, Betulaceae. The record is from RefSeq and is a predicted model, not a curated record.